AUGACAAUCGACAAGUCUUGGACCACUUUGCGAAAUCGUAGAUGUCCACAAUAUUGGGAUGGUCUAAAUGCAUUUUUAGAGAUGGCCUCGAAAUGUAAAGAUUGUGAUGGUAGGAUUAGGUGCCCUUGUGUAAGAUGUGUGAACAAUAGGCUUCAAACUUUACCUGUUGUGAAAGCACACAUAUUCGAUUGGGGUUUUUUUACUGGUUACGAGAAGUGGACAUACCACGGGGAAGCAGAAUCUAGUGCCACUAAUGCAAUGAACGACCAUGAUGCCGCUGAUGAUGAUCCUGAAAUUGACGAGAUGAUUCCAAUAGUGGAUGACUUCCUUCAGCCGUCAUUCGAAAUGGAUGAUAAUCCUGAUGCAAAUCAAUGGCGCGACGAAUUAUUUGAAGAAAUUGAGGCCGAGUUGUUUCCUGGUUGUGAUUGGAUAUCUUCUCUUAACUUUUUGGCAAAAUUAUUGCAUUUGAAAGUUAGGGGAAAAAUUCCUAACAACAUAUUUGAUGAAUUACUGAAGUUACUAAAAUUUGCUUUUCCAAAGGAAAAUAAAAUUCCAUCAAACUAUUAUGAUGCCAAGAAAAGAUUGAAAAAAUUAGGAUUGGGGUAUGAGUCAAUUCAUGUGUGCAAGCACAAUUGCUGUUUAUUUUAUAAUGAACAUGCAAAUGAAGAUUCAUGUCCAGUCUGUGGCACUAGUAGAUGGAUAACUUCAGAAAAUUUAGGAGCAAAAAAGGUGCCUCAUAAGGUGAUGCAUUAUUUUCCGUUAAUUCCGCGACUGAAAAGACUGUAUACUUCAAGGCAUACGGCGAAAUACAUGGUAUGGCACCACAGUGGUAAAUCAAAAGAUGAGGGUGUGAUGCGACACCCUGUGGAUGGUGCAGCGUGGAAAGACUUUGAUGCCAAACAUCCUGAUUUUGCUAGUGAACCUCGAAAUGUUCGUCUCGGUUUAGCUGCCGAUGGCUUUAAUCCAUUUGGCAAUAUGAGCCAAGCUUACAGUAUGUGGCCUGUAGUUUUGGCGAACUAUAAUCUUCCACCUUGGUUAUGUAUGAAAGAUAAUAAUUUUAUGUUGACCAUUCUAAUUCCUGGAGAUAAAUCACCCGGAAUGGACAUAGACAUAUUUUUAAGACCCUUGGUGGAUGAGUUGAAGGAGUUGUGGGUUAACGGAGUAGAUACCAGAGAUUGUCGAACCAACACUGUCUUCAAGUUGCGUGCAGCUCUUUUGUGGACAGUGAAUGAUUUUCCUGCUCGUAGUUAUUUGUCUGGUUGGAGUGGUCAGGGAUAUAAAGCUUGUCCUACUUGCAAUGAAGAUACAUCUUCUAUUCGAGUAAUUGGUAAGACAUCUUACGUGGGUCAUAGAAGAUUUCUGCCAAAUAACCAUCGAAUGAGAAGGGAUACUCAAUUUGACGGACAAAUUGAGAGAAGACCUCCUCCAAGACGUUUUACUUGUGAAGAAGUAUUAGAACAAGUAAACAAACUCCCACCCCACCUCCCUGGAAAUCAUGAGCUCUUUGGUGGUGUGAAACGUAGGCGAGUUGCAGAAAAUCAUAAUUGGCGGAAAAAAAGCAUCUUCUACGAGCUUGACUAUUGGUGUUCAAAUAUUCUUAAACACAAUAUUGAUGUCAUGCAUGUUGAGAAGAAUGUUUGUGAUAGUUUAUCAAGCACAAUAUUGGACAAUGAGAAAUCCAAGGACACUACCAAUGCAAGACAUGAUUUAAAGAAGCUAGGCGUCAGAGAAUCGUUGUGGAUUUAUGAAGACGAGAGGGGGAAGUUGUUGAAACCUCAUGCACCUUACGUGCUUAAACCUGAUCACACAAUGUCUACUAGAAGGAACAAGGGCAAAUAUCCGAUUCUUACUCCUGAAGAGAUCAAGCAGGAGCCUGAUUGUGGGGAAAUUACGCCUCAAAUGCAAAAAGUGCUUGAUGACAUGAAGCGUUUUGAAGAUGAACGGCUUAUGAACGAGUGGAGGCUACAUGUCGCUUCAUGUCGCAAAUAUAAUCGUUAA
Cannabis sativa is the source of this 1998-nucleotide messenger RNA. RefSeq lists its product as uncharacterized. Bases 1 to 1998 code for a protein of 665 amino acids. Lineage: Eukaryota; Viridiplantae; Streptophyta; Magnoliopsida; Rosales; Cannabaceae. The record is from RefSeq and is a predicted model, not a curated record. The transcript has 3 exons.